Messenger RNA from Halichondria panicea, 697 nucleotides. Its product is annotated as anaphase-promoting complex subunit 10-like. The record is from RefSeq and is a predicted model, not a curated record. Gene Ontology annotation, cellular component: anaphase-promoting complex. The coding region runs from base 1 to 615 and encodes 204 amino acids. The transcript is spliced from 6 exons. NCBI's taxonomy places the organism in Eukaryota, Metazoa, Porifera, Demospongiae, Suberitida, Halichondriidae. Gene Ontology annotation, biological process: anaphase-promoting complex-dependent catabolic process; protein K11-linked ubiquitination.
AUGGAUAUGGAUAGUCCUGAUCUUGAGUUUCCCCAUAUUCAAAACUUGUUUGCAGACAGAGGGAGCAUUGAGGAAUUGGACUCUAAAUCAGGACAUGCCAUUGAGAUAGGAACUCAAGCAGUGUGGUCAGUGUCUUCCUGCAAGUCUGGGUACGGAGUAACACAUCUCCGAGAUAAUUCGAUGGAAACCUACUGGCAGUCUGAUGGUGCCCAGCCACAUCUUAUCAAUAUUGAAUUUACAAGGAAAACUGCGAUUAGGACUAUAAAAGUGUUUGCUGACUACAAGCUAGAUGAAAGUUACACUCCCAGCAAGAUAUUUGUAAGAUGUGGAACCAACUUUCAUGAUCUUCAGAAAAUAACGACAGUUGACUUAGAAGAGCCUGAAGGUUGGGUGGAUAUUGACAUACUGGAUGAGAAUGAACAGCCUAUAAAAGCAUUUGUUUUUCAAGUGGCUGUAUUAGCAAAUCAUCAAAAUGGGAGAGACACUCACAUACGACAAGUCAAGGUCUUUGAACCAAAAUGGUCAUCAGAGAGCAGGACUAACACAGAAAAAGAGUUACUCAAAGACACAGACUUUCGGAGUAUUGAUUUCACAUCUAUGCUAUGUUUAAGAUAAUAAUUAAUUAUGGCAAUCAACGUUGACUUAUACUCUCAUUACACUCUUUCGUUCACAUUUGAUAUCGUGUUUCUUUGUUUUC